AUGGCUGGCUUCUCCAAGUUCCGACCGGGCUUUCGUCGCGCCGCGACAGACGCAGCACCCGAGCCUGUCGUCAUUCAAGAGCUCACGAAAGAUGAGAAUGGUGAUGCCGUUGAGACCCAAAAUGGCGCUACGGGACCAAACGGAGAGCCGCUGGAGGUUGUCCCCAGCGAAGACGCCCAGCGUGGUGUCCGGGACGUCGAGGCCGUGACUUUGACAUGGUCCAAGAAGACGCUGGCUGCGGUCUUCUUCUGCAUGUUCAUGCUGUACUUUGUCAAUGCGUUCCAAACCGCGGUUGUGUACAGCCUGAUGCCGUAUGCGACAAGCGACUUCGAGAGCCACUCCCUCCUCACCGUCAUCAACAUUGUCGCAAAUGCCAUGUCUGCGGCAGUAUACAUUCCUCUGGCCAAGAUGCUGGAUCUCUGGGGCCGUGCUGAGGGUUUCGCUCUCAUGAUUGCCUUUGCCACUUUGGGUCUGAUCCUCAUGGCUGCAUCGAACGGCCUCGCUACAUUCUGCGCGGCUCAGGUCUUUUACACCGUUGGAUUUGGCGGUAUGACUUACAGCAUCGACGUGAUAACGGCCGACACAUCGAAGCUGCGAAACCGAGCGCUGGCCUUCGCCUUUACAUCUUCUCCCAACAUGAUCACGGCCUUCGCGGGCCCGAAAGCGUCUGAGGAAUUUCUCGCCCAUGUCAAUUGGCGAUGGGGCAUUGGGUGCUUCGCCAUCAUCCUCCCAUUCGUCGCCGCGCCUCUCUACAUCCUGAUGAAGCUCAAUCUGCACAAGGCUGAGAAGCAGGGCCUUACGGCGAGGGCGAAGAGUGGCCGCACAUUGCUGGAAAAUGUUUGGUAUUACUUGUUGGAGUUUGACGCUCCUGGCGUCAUUCUCUUUGCGGGAGGUUUGACCGUCUUCUUGCUUCCCUUCACUCUGGCGGACACUGCCCCGAACGGAUGGUCUUCCGGCUACAUCAUCGCCAUGAUUGUCGUGGGAUUCGUCGUGCUGGUCUUAUUCGGCCUCUACGAGUCGUUCUUGGCCCCGGUGCCAUUCCUCAACGCCAAGCUUCUGACUGACCGAACCGUCGUUGGCGCCUGCAUAUUGGACGCGACCUACCAGGUCUCAUACUACUGCUGGAACACGUACUUCACUUCGUUCUUGCAGGUGGUCAACAACCUCACUGUCGCCGAAGCUGGCUACGUCUCGCACACCUUUGACGUGGUGUCAGGCGUCCUCCUGUUCGCCGUGGGUUUCCUGAUUCGCAAGACCGGCUACUUCAAGUGGCUCCUGUUCGUCGCAGUGCCACUGUACAUCUUUGCGCAAGGUCUGAUGAUCUACUUUCGCCAACCCAACGGCUACAUUGGCUACAUCGUCAUGUGCCAGGUGUUCAUCUCCGUCGGCGGCGCAAUCUUCAUCCUGUGCGAGCAGCUCGCCAUCCUGGCGGCUGUUGAGCACAGAUACGUCGCACCCAUCAUGGCGCUUCUCUACGUUGCCGGCAAUGUUGGCGGCGCUAUUGGAAACACCAUUUCGGGAGCAAUCUGGACCAACACGUUCGAGAAGUCGCUCGAGCGUAACCUGCCCGAGUCGGCCUUGCCUGAUAUCGAGGAUAUCUACAACAACUUGGACACGCAACUCAGCUACCCUGUGGGCGAUCCUGUUCGGUUGGCAAUCCAGCAGGCCUACGGUUACGCGCAGACGAGAAUGUUGGCCGCGGGCACCGGCAUCAUGGCGCUGACGUUCAUCUCGGUGCUUCUGAUCAGAAACAUCAAUGUGAUCAAGGUCACACAAAAUAAGGGCACUCUCUUCUAG
Molecule: messenger RNA, 1797 nt
Organism: Purpureocillium lilacinum
Lineage: Eukaryota; Fungi; Ascomycota; Sordariomycetes; Hypocreales; Ophiocordycipitaceae
Biological process (GO): transmembrane transport
Cellular component (GO): plasma membrane
Molecular function (GO): transmembrane transporter activity
Source: RefSeq, a predicted model, not a curated record